Molecule: messenger RNA, 3241 nt
Organism: Syngnathoides biaculeatus (alligator pipefish)
Lineage: Eukaryota; Metazoa; Chordata; Actinopteri; Syngnathiformes; Syngnathidae
Exons: 2
Coding region: 1-432 (143 amino acids)
Source: RefSeq, a predicted model, not a curated record
AUGCCGCUGCCCCACGGUGCGCUGCUGCUCCUGGCCGUCCUGCUGAUGGUGGCCGGCGGCUUGGUGGCUCUGUGCGCGCCUCUGCCCGGCAUCGCUGCUGCCGUCUUGGGGUUCUUCCUGGGGAUCGGGGGCGUGGGCCUCCUGGUCAGCGUGCUGUGCGUCGCCAUGAAAAACCUGCAGGCGGCGGUGCCGGGACAUUUCCUGCUGCACCCGCGCACGGGGACGCGCUUCAGCCCGCAGCAGUCGCUGGCCAUACAAAGGAGGUUGGACCGAAUUCGUCGCGAGAUGUCAACGGACUCCGUCGGCGGCACCCCGGCCCUCGAACAGGUCCUCGAACCGGCCCCCCCGUCCACUCCACCUCCCUGGACCAUGGAACCUCCCCCGUCCUACGACAUGGUGAUGAAGAUCCAAGAGGACGGCGAGCAGCGCUAACGUCGUGCCCCCUGUUAGACGUAUCGACUUUGACGGCUUGCGCAUGUUGUAAACGUCACUUGUGCCUUUAAUGGGACUAAGGACUUUCUUAAAGGGACAGCGUCAACGCAAUUGGCUUGUUUGAAUUUACGUGAGCAAAUCCUGUGGCUACACAGCACCUGAGCAUUCCCUUGAGCGCUAACUCCGAUGCAAAGUGCCUUAAUCUGGAGCCUUUUCACACGGAGACCCUCCAAAAUUAGAGCAUCAGAGUCGUUUAAAAAAAUAUAUCUACAUAGUCCACAAAUUUUUCACCUUUGCCUUUCUGGCAAAUGCCAGCGAAAGUGGGAUUUUGCUGCAAUCAGAUCACUACACUGGUCAACAACAAUUUUAUUAUCUUUUUUGUUUGUUUUUUAAAUCUAAUUUCAUACUAUUUUAAUGUGCUGAAUCCAAAUAUCACAUUGAUUUUGCUCAUUCAUUUUUUUUUUUGGAUCACAUGAUUUUGUUUACAUGUACAGAUAUUUUCAUUUAAGAGAUUCAAAUAAACUGAGGUUCAUGUCCUAAAUUUUGAACAAAUAUGACAAUUUAGAUUUACAGUUAACACGUACUCUACUGUGCAGUUUACAGUAAAAAAAAGUUUGUAACGCUCGAUAAAUAAACUUAACUACUUUCCAUAAAAACUUGACCUGAACAAGAGAAAAAGAUGCCGUUUUUUGGAUUCAGUCAUGCAAAAUUGUUCAAAAUCAGUUGAAAAAAACAUUCAGCUUACCGCUACAAAAAAAUAUUUAUUUUUUUGUAACCCAAUGUUAGAUGACAUCCACGCCACAGAAGAUAGGAGGCGUUUAUUUCAGGUUUAUUUAUUCGAGGAGAGGCAACGGUUUGAAUAAUUAUCUUAUUUUUUUGUUAAAACGUCAAUAGGGGGGUGCAUUUAUUUGAAACGAGCAGAGGAUGUUAUUUGAGGAAACGCAGUAUCGUCGUGCAAGAGCUGAAGUCCUGAAAGGAACAAUUGGCGUUUGAGGUUAGCCACUUAUUUGUUCCAGCAAACAACGCAACUUUUGAUUAUUUGAGUCACGGCGUCUAAAAGAGAAAGGGCUACUACUUUAGGAAGCACAUAUUUUUAAUAAUAACAUCUCGAGUCACAAGUGGAAAAAAGUAGGAUUUUGUUUCAGUAGUUCAAGUGUUCGAGGUUACUUCUGUAAGAACUAAAUUCCUGGUUUCUAUGACAUGCAUGACGCAUGAACCCAGUGUGACGGUCCGAGCCCUCCCCCGUGCUGAAAAGUCUCCUUGUGAUGAAUGCGCAUGCGUUACUAACAGGGGAACUCGGAGUACGUAGCAGACGCCUACUGGGAAAUCCCCCGGUCUCAUAGUUCCCCUUCUUCUCCAUAGAGGGAGCUAAUACAUGUUAUAUCCUAACCGUAAAACAAAAGUUGAUAAAAAGAUAUACACAUAUAUGUACGUUCGCUGUGUUUGUCUUUCUGAGACAAGUUGUGGAAUGGCACAUGUUGACGUAUGGAUGGGGAUGUUUCAGACUGGCUGGUGUGACGGUCUGAGCGCUCCCCCGUGCUAAAAAGUCUCCUAUAUGUACGUUCGCUGUGUUCGUCUUACUGAGACGUCGAUAGCGAACAUGAACGCUCGGCGACAAGUUGUCGAAUGGCACACGAUGAAGCACUGGCCGGAAGGUUACAAAAUAUACGCACAUGCGCGUUAAUCGAAAGGAGACUCUUCCGCACCGGGAGUACUCAGACAGUCACAGCGGAUUUAGUUAUUUUUUUGGGGAGGAGGGGACGCAACGAAGUCACCUCAAAGCAUCCAAUCAGAUCGCUUGACUGUUAUUCGGCAUGCUAUUGACUGCCACUAGGGGCAUCUUUGCAUGCUAUUUGUGAACUGCAAAAUAUGCUUCGCUGCGAUGCGUCAACCUGCAUUCCGGUUGGGUUUUUUGUCUUUUUUGGGCCCAAGAGGGGAAAAAUAAUGUCGCCGCCGCAAAGCAUUCAUUUUCUAUGCAACUAGGGAUAUUUGUAUGUCAUCUGGCAAUUGCUUGAUUGACUGUUAUUGUGCUCAAUUUGCUGUUUUCUGGGUUAUUUUGUUGACAGUUGUGACAUAUAUGCAAUUGUUUGUUCUAUAAACCUUGUGUACACAUUUUAGCAGGUGGUGCUGUUAUUUAUUCAUUUGACAUUGUCGCUAAAGAGGACGGCACGUUGUCCCAGUGCGGGGGUGUCACUCAUUUUUGCCGCAGGCCACAUUUUACUUACGGUUCCCCUCGGAGGGCCGUUAUGACUGUGAAACUAUAAAAAUCUUUAACCGCCUCAUCAAAUUUGCAUAUGAAAUUUAUGAACUCGUUUUGGAAUCAGAAAUCGGGGGUAAUGGGUUUUUCAUCAUGGUAACACAAAAAUGCUUGUGACAUCUCAGCGUUAUCAUUUAUGAUAUGACAAUUUGAAAUUUUGCUACUGAUUUUAACAAACUUAUGAAAGUUGAUACAUAUGAUUUCGAGACAGUCGUACUCACAAUCACACCUAGGUGCAAUUUAGAGUGUCCAUGUUGCAUGUUUUUGGGAUGUGGGAGGAAACCGGAGUGGAAACCGGAGUGCCCGGAGAAAACCCACCCAGGCACGGGGAGAACAUGCAAACUCCACACAGGCGGGGCUGGGAUCAAACCCGGGUCCACAGAACUGUGAGGCCAACACGUUAGCAGCUGAUCCACCGUGCCUCCACCAUACCAGAGUUUCCGGGUUCAAAUAUUGUGAUUACACACACUCACUUUUUUCUGACUCCUCCCACUCUCCAAAACUGAAGCUCGCCGCCCUUUUCUAAAAGUAGCUCACGAGUGAUGGGACAUU